Molecule: messenger RNA, 218 nt
Organism: Laetiporus sulphureus 93-53
Lineage: Eukaryota; Fungi; Basidiomycota; Agaricomycetes; Polyporales; Laetiporaceae
Exons: 1
Source: RefSeq, a predicted model, not a curated record
AUGCCCCUUGGAUUCGGGUCUCAGUCUCUGUUCCGUGCGUGCUCUGUGCAAGCACCUCGCUCGGCUUUUCUUUGGCGCUCCGCGUGCUGUGGCUGUGCCACUUCAUCGGACUGCUGGCCUGUCUUGCUCGGCAUCUGCUCAGCCCACCCUUUGACGUCCUGCUCCGCCCUCGCCUCGCUGGUAGGCCCGCCUCGUGCAGUGCCUGCCCCCUGCGCCUG